This is a messenger RNA of Vidua chalybeata, 897 nucleotides long. RefSeq names its product histone H1.10. Lineage: Eukaryota; Metazoa; Chordata; Aves; Passeriformes; Viduidae. The record is from RefSeq and is a predicted model, not a curated record. The coding region runs from base 1 to 666 and encodes 221 amino acids. Gene Ontology annotation, cellular component: nucleosome. Gene Ontology annotation, biological process: nucleosome assembly. Gene Ontology annotation, molecular function: structural constituent of chromatin; DNA binding. The transcript has a single exon.
AUGUCGGAGACCGCUCCCGCCGCCGCUCCCGCUGUCGCGGCCCCCGCCGCCAAGGCGGCCGCCAAGAAGCCGAAGAAGGCGGCGAGCGGCUCCAAAGCCCGCAAGCCCGCGGGGCCCAGCGUCACCGAGCUGAUCACCAAGGCCGUGUCCGCCUCCAAGGAGCGCAAGGGGCUCUCCCUCGCCGCGCUCAAGAAGGCGCUGGCCGCCGGCGGCUACGACGUGGAGAAGAACAACAGCCGCAUCAAGCUGGGGCUCAAGAGCCUCGUCAGCAAGGGCACCCUGGUGCAGACCAAGGGCACCGGCGCCUCCGGCUCCUUCCGUCUCAGCAAGAAACCCGGGGAAGUGAAAGAAAAAGCCCCGAAGAAGAGAACUGCUGCAGCCAAGCCCAAGAAGCCGGCGGCGAAGAAGCCCGCCAGCGCCGCCAAAAAGCCGAAGAAGGCGGCAGCGGUGAAGAAGAGCCCCAAAAAAGCCAAGAAGCCGGCGGCCGCCGCAGCAAAGAAGGCAGCGAAGAGCCCCAAGAAGGCAACAAAAGCCGCCAAGCCCAAAAAAGCGGCGGCAGCAGCGAAGAGCCCGGCUAAGGCGAAAGCGGUGAAGCCCAAAGCAGCUAAGCCUAAGGCGGCCAAGCCGAAAGCAGCCAAGGCAAAGAAGGCAGCACCGAAGAAAUGAAGUGUUGAAGUGGAAAUACUUUUAAACCCAACGGCUCUUUUAAGAGCCACCCACUAUUGUCCCCAAAAGGGCUGAUACACUCCGUCACUGAGCUCCGUGCCUGCAGCAGAGCCAACUAUUCGCCACUAUCCGUGUGGGACGUUCGUCUGUGGAGUGGAUGGGACGCUAAACUUACGGCCGUGGUUUUACACUAAGACUUGGAAAAAUAAAAGUUUACAUUCCCGGCGAAAA